Molecule: messenger RNA, 669 nt
Organism: Solanum tuberosum (potato)
Lineage: Eukaryota; Viridiplantae; Streptophyta; Magnoliopsida; Solanales; Solanaceae
Exons: 1
Coding region: 1-669 (222 amino acids)
Source: RefSeq, a predicted model, not a curated record
AUGAAAGAUCUAGGGGAAUUGAGGUACUUUCUUGGCAUUGAGUUUGCAAGGUCAAAAUAUGGAAUACUAAUGAACCAAAUAAAGUAUGCUUUGGAGUUGAUAUCAGAAUGUGGUUUAGCUAGUUCAAAGCCAACAAACACUCCACUUGAUAAGAACCAAAAGCUCACAAGCCUGGAAUAUGACAAUCAGUUCAAUAUUACUGAUGAUGUUGAGUUCGAAGACAGGAGGAUUUAUCAAAGAUUAAUUGGAAGGUUGUUGUAUUUAGCUAUGACAAGACCAGACAUCUCUUUUGCUGUGCAACACUUGAGUCAGUUCAUGCAUGCCCCAAAGAAAUCACACUAUGAUGCAGCAAUACAUGUAGUGAAAUACAUCAAGAGACAACCUAGAUUGGGACUAUUAAUGAGUAGAACAAAGUCAAGGAAGAUCAGUGCCUUUUGUGAUGCAGAUUGGGCAUUAUGCAUACUGUCAAGGAAAUCUAUAACAUGGUUUGGUAUAAAGAUUGGUGAAUCACUUGUUUCAUGGAAAUCAAAGAAGCAAAACACAAUCUCAAGAUCUUCAGCUGAAGCUGAGUAUAGAAGUAUGGCGAAUACUGUGGCAGAAUUGGUGUGGUUGCAGGGAUUAUUGAAAGAAUUGGGAGCACAAGUUGAACUACCUGGAUCUACACUGUGA